UCUCAUGCUCAAUAUUCUCAGAAAGGGAUAGAUGUGUGUAUGCUUAUAGACUCAAUCACCACAUUUGCUGCUCUCGCCAUAAUCUUUGACUCUGCUCAUGCCUUAUGUUCAGCAUGCAGAUCAUCUGCAUUCUUCAUGUCUUUCUCUAUGUCGCGAGAGUUGAGGAAUCCCUUCUUCCUGCUGCUAUGAUUGCGAGUACGCGAGAUGGAGCGCUUGGCGAUAAUAUCGGAAGCUUCCAGGAAUGCUUGAGGGGAGAUGUCCGCGUCUGGAUGACGCAAGGUGGGGCAUCCAUUUUUGUUGGCACCGAGGAAUUCUCCGCAGGAUCACAUGCCAUCACUUCAAGAUCACAGAUCGUCUCCUUUGGCAACCUCACAUACUGCCUGGAAUAUGUUAAUGCCGACGAAGUAACCUAUCAAUCGAAUUUAAACGCAUACUUCAGAUGGUAUCUCUCAAGACCUGCCCCUCCGCCUGACAUAUCUGCUACGCCAUCCCCGUGGGACUUCACGCUCGAUGAUUGGGUAUGCAAGGGAACAGCGGGCUCAGGAGGGUUUGGAACAGUUAGUGCAGCAAAGCACAGAGUCACUGGGGAGCCAGCGGCAGCAAAGACUAUAGUGAGGACUUCGAAAACGAUGAGGGAUAUUGCGGGAGAGCUUUCUAUUCUGGAUCAUCUACCUAGCCAUCCACAACUAUUGGUUAAGCGUGGUGUCUACUAUGAGCGUGGAGAUACCUGGUUUACCAGCCCAGAAAACGAAGACGACGAACGUCAUGGUCUGCCGGCCCGCCCAGAGAGAGUCGUCUUUAUCAUCCAGCCUUUUGCUAGGCUUACACUCACCGAGAUGUUGUUGAAGUUGUCCCCAGACCUGAGGAUCAUAGCGUUUUACCAAUUACUGCAAGGGGUGCAUGCUCUGCACAAUGCAAGCCCUUUCCCACUUCUCCAUCGAGAUCUCAAGCUUUCUAACAUUGGCGUUGUGUCGUACGAUGAACGCAGAAUAGCGGUGGUGAUUCUUGACUAUGGGCAAACCGUCCAGAUUCACUCACAGAGGCCAAUCAGUGGAAAGGCAGCACUCCUGGAUACCAAGCGCCGGACAUGCUACAUUAGGUCCAUGGUGUAG
Pseudogymnoascus destructans is the source of this 1112-nucleotide messenger RNA. RefSeq lists its product as uncharacterized. NCBI's taxonomy places the organism in Eukaryota, Fungi, Ascomycota, Leotiomycetes, Thelebolales, Thelebolaceae. The transcript is spliced from 2 exons. Gene Ontology annotation, molecular function: protein kinase activity; ATP binding. Gene Ontology annotation, biological process: protein phosphorylation. Bases 105 to 1112 code for a protein of 335 amino acids. The record is from RefSeq and is a predicted model, not a curated record.